Messenger RNA from Racocetra persica, 659 nucleotides. The record is from the annotation of a GenBank genome assembly. Lineage: Eukaryota; Fungi; Glomeromycota; Glomeromycetes; Diversisporales; Gigasporaceae.
ACAAAUUAGAUGAAGACGACAAUAUUGAUUUUAUCAAAAAGCAUAUUAAGAAAAGGCCUAUUAUAGGAGGUUAUCUUAAGACCGACCUCCCAAUUCGGACCGUGAUCUAUCCAUCUUAUUAUGAUGAUGAAAUAGAUAAGAAUAAGCCCGCAAUCCUUCUUGGUUCUUAUACUUGGGUAAAUGAUGUAGCAAAAUAUGCUUCAUAUAAACAAGAAGAAAAUGUUGAAUUAUGCCUUAAAAAUCUUAAAAUUCUCCAUAAAGAACAAGAUUUAAAUAGGUUUUGGGAAAAAAAUAAUCCUAAAAAAUCCAUUUAUAGUAAUUUAUCUAUUUGUUGCCAAAAUGAACCAACUGCUGUUAGAGCAUAUGCAAUUUUUGGUCCAAAACAAUUUGAAAAUCUAAUGUAUCCAAUGCUAGAAAAUAACAAUAAUGGAAGUAAGAUACAUUGGGCUGGUGAACAUAUAGAUAUACAUCAUGCUUGGAUUGUUGGUGCUUUGAAUUCAGCUGUUAGAGUUGUUCAGGAGGUUUUGGGUAGUGAAUGGGAUCAAUUUAAAAAUAAUAAUAAGCUAUUGAAAAAUUGGUAUGAAAAUGCUACAGUUGUACCACUAAGUUCACCUUAUCGAGACCAUGCAGAGAUCAAAUUAUACCAUGCACUUAGGGAG